UCCGUAUAAGCUUGUUAUAUAAUAUUGAUGUCGAAUAAAAUGAGCUUAAUUUUACCCUUUUAGCAUCAUCUUCAACCUCAUCUUUUAUCGACAUUGACGUCAAAAUUCGGCUCCACGGUCAAAGUUUCCUGAAAAGUGCAUUCACUUCAUCAUCCAAAUAUCGGCCCCACGAACUACGGAUAUACUGUCGGGAUAAUGGACAUGGAAAAAAUGACGCCGUUCUAUGAGCCUAAUUGGAUCGCAUGUUGCAACCCCACCAAGCCGAGUUCCAUUCCCCGCCGCUAACGUAGCUUUUUUGCCAUACAGCAAUAACGAACAGCUGAGGAGAGGUUUCGAAUUUGGUAAUUUGUAAGCUCUAGCGGACGCCGUUGUGUGGUCGACAGAGAGAGAAAUAGUUGCCGCGGGGCAACUUUGUCCGCACCAUUGGCGGCCGUUUAUUGGCGACGGCGAGAUCGACCAGUUCGCAGUGGAUCGCUUCGCCGCGGGCUUUUGAGUGACGGCGUACUUUGCAAACAAAAGCCCAGGUUUGCUGAAGAGAGUGCUGGACGAUGCUAGUGUAUAUAAAUAUCCGUAGAACCUCGCUCUCAGGUCGCGGAAUCUCUCUUGACGCAUCAGUCGUAGCACAUCCUUCUAACAACUGCAAUUAAACAAUAUACCCUCCACAAUGGCUGCAGGAAACCCUUACACCGUGAAAUGGGGCAUCAUGGCCACUGGCGGCAUUGCAGAGACCUUCUGCAAGGACCUUCUGUGCGACCCCAAAGUUCGAGACGCUCAUGACGUGCGCCACGAGAUUGUUGCCGUCGCCUCCUCCAGCAGCAAGAAGAGGGCAGAAGAGUUUCUCAAGACGAUAGACGGUGCCUUUGACGCCAAGACAUAUGGAUCGUACCCAGAGCUUGUCGCCGACCCCAACAUUGACAUCGUCUACGUCGCAACGCCUCACAGCCACCAUUUCCAGAACGCCAUGCUGGCGCUGGAAGCCGGCAAGCACGUCCUGUGCGAAAAGGCCUUCACCGUCACGGCCGCCCAGACCAGAAAGCUCGUUGAGACGGCCAAGGCGAAGAAUCUGUUCCUGAUGGAGGCUGUGUGGACUCGAUAUUUCCCGCUGAGCAUCCAGAUCCGGAAGCGCAUCACAUCGGGCGAGAUUGGUACCGUCUAUCGGACAAUUGGCGACUUGUCAUUCAACUCGAAUGCAGCUGAAGGCAAGGGCCUCUCGUUUGCGGAUUCUCAUCGCAUGAUCAAUGUUGAUCUCGCCGGCGGCGCAAUCCUCGACCUCGGCGUGUAUCCCUUGACCUGGGUGUUCCAAACGCUGUACCACCUACAGCCAGAGCAGGACAAGGAGGCGCCAACAGUGGUCGCCGCCAGCAACAAGUACACCACCGGUGCGGAUGAAAACACGGCCAUCAUCUGCCAGUUCCCUCGGCACAACUCCCUGGGCGUAGCCACAACCACGCUGCGAGCACACUCCGACCCCGAGAACGACGCCGUCCCGGUCAUCCGAAUCCAGGGGUCAGAAGGAGAAAUCCAAGUCUUCUUCCCGGCGUUCCGACCCCUCAAGUACAAGGUCGUCAAGAAGAACGGCGAGUCUCAGCUGGUCGACUGCCCCAUCCCCGGGGACCCAGCACGCAAUGGCUGGGGCCACGGCAUGUUCUGGGAGGCAGACGAGUGCGCUCGAUGCCUGCGCGACGGCAAGAAGGAGAGCGCCACGCUGCCCUGGACGGAGAGCAUCGUCAUUAUGGAGACAAUGGAGGCGGCGCUGAAGCAGGGUGGCAUUGAGUACCCGGAGCUGAUUACGACUGAUGUGUAUGAUCCAAAGAGCCCGUUGAACACGGGAAACCAAUGAAGCCAUCAAAUGUAAAAUUGGCCGAGUGGCCUGUGGGUACGGGGAAUUAAUAGGCCUGAAGUUGCAAGCAAUUACGUGAACCAAGCCAAAAUAUAAUAAAGUGAUUGACAGGGACCGAUUACAGCAGAAGUACAUGUAUGC
Molecule: messenger RNA, 1981 nt
Organism: Trichoderma atroviride IMI 206040
Lineage: Eukaryota; Fungi; Ascomycota; Sordariomycetes; Hypocreales; Hypocreaceae
Source: RefSeq, a predicted model, not a curated record